This is a messenger RNA of Pediculus humanus corporis (human body louse), 999 nucleotides long. RefSeq lists its product as uncharacterized. Gene Ontology annotation, biological process: actin cytoskeleton organization. The record is from RefSeq and is a predicted model, not a curated record. Lineage: Eukaryota; Metazoa; Arthropoda; Insecta; Psocodea; Pediculidae. The transcript is spliced from 5 exons. Gene Ontology annotation, cellular component: plasma membrane. The coding region runs from base 1 to 999 and encodes 332 amino acids.
AUGCUUUUAAUUUACGUGUUUCAGCCGAAUACUCUGCCUGGUCACGCAAUUCAAAGAGGUAUACUAUGGCAACAGAGGGAUAAAUUAUUUGCCCGUUGGAAAGAAAGAUAUUUCAUUCUCACGCGAGAUUACCUUCAUUGUUUUAGAAAAGCUACCGAUAAUGGUUUCGAUCGUAUAUCAGAUAUGGGUCCAUUCAUAUUUAAGAUAAAACUAGUCGAUGUUGAAAAAGUCACGUGGAUAAACAAGAAAACGUAUAGUGCUAUUUCUUUAGAUUUUAAAAGAGAUGGUAGAAUAUUGUUGAGAUCUCAACAAGGAUUAGAAGACUGGUUUGAUGCGUUGGAGGAAUGUACGUUGGCUAGUAAAGAAAGAAGGCAAGCGUUAAAAUGUUCGAGAGAUUCGUAUCAUCAGGGAGAAAACGAACAAAAUAUGAAUAGUUAUAAUAGUAACGUUGAAGAUUUACUUGCUGUUAGAAACAAAAUAGCAUUACUUCAACGAGACUACAUAUCCGAUUCUGUACCGGAUGUGUCCAAGUUUGGUUCGCCAAGUUUAAAAAGUUUAUUCAUAUCUGAAAGCAGGUCAGAAGACAAUGACGAUGAUAAAUCGAGUAAUAAUGUGCCUUACAGUGCAAUUAAUCGAAGGCUAUCACAUAUAAACGCAUUAAAUACUUCUUCGAUAAAUACGAAAGCGACUCCGAUACCGUGCCGAUUGAACAGCGACGUUUUUUAUUUACCCGGCCUAUCGAAUGCCAGACAAAGAUCGAGCAUAGCGGGCGAAACGGUUAAUCCACCGAAAGAAAGUUACUUAAAUGAUCUAGGGAGAUCAAGACUGGGAACGAACGCAUCGGAUUACAAAUCGAAAAAUUUUCUUAAUCCUUUUCGAAUACCAAACAUGUUACAAUCGACCAAGGGUACUGCCAAUAGAUAUUCACUCAUAGACGAUACCGAAUCGAUAAAAGUUAUUUAUUCGUCUUAUGAAAAAUCUCCAUUUACAUCAUCGUGA